ACGAAAAGGAAAACAGGCGAUUACAAGAGAUAUGUGGAUUUAACUCGCAAUAACAGUAAACACACAAAGAGAUCACAAGAGACAUGGAAGGCUUCAAGCUGAUGAGGGAGCUGAAAAUGAAUUACGAGCAGGAGGUUUAUUAUCUGCCUAAAGAGACGGGCCUGAGCCUCAUUGAGACCACAACACGGGAUGACAGUCGGAUCUCGGCCAAGUGCAGAGAUGCCAAAGUAGAGGACCUGUGGAGUCUGACCAGCUUCUUUGGUUACAGCACGCAGACCUUCGUCCUGGCUGUAAACCUGCUGGACAGAUUCCUGGCCAUGAUGAGGAUCCAGCCGAAGCACCUGUCCUGCGUCAGCCUCAGCUGCCUCAACAUGGCGGCCAAAGUGACGGAGGAGGAGUGCAACCUCACGCCCACCGACGAGCUCAUCCGCAUCGGACAGUGCCGGUUCACCGUGUCCGACCUGGGCCGCAUGGAGAAGAUCGUCGCCGAUAAGCUCGAAUUCAAGUCCAAAGCCAUCACUGCCUUAACCUUCCUCCACCUGUACCACCAGAUCGCACUUACACACUCCACAGACAGGAAGGAGACUCUGAGCCUGGAGAAGCUGGAGGCUCAGCUCAAAGCCUGCCUGUGCCGGAUCUCCUUCUCUAAAGCUAAGCCGUCCGUCCUCGCCUUGUCUCUCUUGAGGCAGGAGAUCCAAGCCGUGCAGUCGGAGGACAUGUUGGAGAUAGCCUAUCACAUUCAGAGACACCUGAAGAUUGCAGACGGUGAGCUGCGGCUGUGGAGCGAGCGUGUAGCUCAGUGUCUGUCGGACUACGCCUCCCCAGAAUGCAGUAAACCCAACCACAAGAGGCUGCAGUGGAUCGUGUCGCGGCGGACCGCCCAGAACCUGCACCACAGCUACCGAAGCAUCCCUGAGCUACCCACCAUCCCAGAGGGAUGCUGGGACGAGAGCGAGAGUGAGGAUUCCUGCGAGGACGUGAUGAGCUCAGGCGAGGAGUCUCUCAGCAGCUCUCUGGGCAGCGACGCCGAAGGCCGCUAUUUCCCUCAGCACAUGUGUCGCCAAAAACACCAUCUACGCCAACACCUGGACGCCUGACGCCGCCCUACCCCACGUGCCUCGUCAUCUCCACCCUCCCCUCACCCUUUUUUUAAUUUAUUGUUUAAUAAGCUCCGGUGCUGGUGGAGAAUCGCACAAACAACUGGCAGCUGAGCGAACUCUUCAUUUUGGUAGAUUUGUUUAGGUUUUUUUUUUUUUUUUUUUUAGAGCUCGUAGAUGUGUUGGUGCAUGUUUGAGACGUCACAUUCCAGGAUACGCGAGUUAAACGUUUGGCGUCCGGUCUUCAAGGUGCGGAGCUAGCGGAGGCCGCAGUCGGCUUAAAAAAAAGGUUCCCAAAGCUCAGAUGUCACAUAAGACCAGAAGAUUAUUUGCCAAAACAUGUGGUGUUUAAUUAGUAGAAGGUUGCUAUUGACUGUUAUUAACUACGACUGUUUUUUAUUGAGGAUGAGGAGUUUUACUGUUUUUUGUACGGAAGGUGAGAGCCGCCAGUCAUUCGGUUUUAGACUCAUAAUUUAAUCAUUUUUUGUAGUAGUUUCUCAUAAUGAACUUCAUUUGUUUUUAUUAUUCAUAAAAGGUGUAUAGCUGAGGAAACAAUCUCAUAUUCCAGAUAUUAGCCUCCAUGUUGCUAUUUAAGGCACCAGAGCUUCUUAAUGUAGUCCCGAAUGUUAAUUUGAACUUGAUCAGAUUUGACAGGGAUUAGAUUAACUAUCAGUCAUAUUUUGCCAUCAUAUUACUUGUCUUGAGACAAGUAGGAGUCUUUAUGAGUCUCUCUUUUUUUAGUAAUCAAAACCUGACUAGUCAUGUUGCAUUUUGAGGGGUUUCUGAUCUGUACGUUAACAUUUCUGUUACAUUCAUACUGUUCUACAUACAUCCAUCAUAAUCUCAAGAUAACAGCUAAGUAUGAGCAUUGUUUUGUAAUUUAAUUUAAUUGUAAUGCGGUCUCAAAAUCUGAGUGAAAACUGUUGGCUGCUCUCGUCUUCCGUACUCAAGUUUAAUUUGCA
Messenger RNA from Scomber japonicus (chub mackerel), 2059 nucleotides. RefSeq names its product cyclin G2 (gene ccng2). Gene Ontology annotation, molecular function: cyclin-dependent protein serine/threonine kinase regulator activity. Bases 84 to 1097 code for a protein of 337 amino acids. Lineage: Eukaryota; Metazoa; Chordata; Actinopteri; Scombriformes; Scombridae. Gene Ontology annotation, biological process: regulation of cyclin-dependent protein serine/threonine kinase activity; mitotic cell cycle phase transition. The transcript is spliced from 8 exons. The record is from RefSeq and is a predicted model, not a curated record. Gene Ontology annotation, cellular component: cytoplasm; cyclin-dependent protein kinase holoenzyme complex; nucleus.